Molecule: messenger RNA, 2043 nt
Organism: Syngnathus typhle (broad-nosed pipefish)
Lineage: Eukaryota; Metazoa; Chordata; Actinopteri; Syngnathiformes; Syngnathidae
Gene: cpa6
Product: carboxypeptidase A6
Exons: 11
Coding region: 227-1561 (444 amino acids)
Biological process (GO): proteolysis
Molecular function (GO): zinc ion binding; metallocarboxypeptidase activity
Source: RefSeq, a predicted model, not a curated record
ACCUCACGUGACCCGGCUCGUCGGCCAAGCAGCCUGGUUUAAAAGCACGAGAGGUGCGAAAUCCUCCCCCCUUCUUCCUCCAUCACCUCCUCCUCUUCUUCGCGUUUGGCACUUCAUGCGCAUCAGGUGUCAAAAACCUUCCAGUCUGAGUUGGACCGAGUGGACUCCAGACACUGGACCAACUUCAUCAUUCAAACUUUAACGUACUUUUUUUAUUAGCCACAAGAUGAUAGUGGAAUUCGGGUGGGCAUUUCGACUUUUUUUGCUGCACAGUGUGACAAUUUUCAGCGGUGUGCUAUGCGCGCACUCACUCUACAAGAACCGCUACGCUGGCGAUCAAGUCUUCAGGAUAAGCCCCAGUAAUGACGACGAGGUUUGCACCCUCAAGAACGUUCUGGAAAGCAUGAAGGUGGAUUUGUGGCAGCCCAACAGCGUUUCUCUGAUUAGCCGGAACGCUACGGUGGAUGUGCACAUUAAACGCAGAGACACACGACGACUACAUGCCGCCUUAAAGCAGGAACAUAUCAACUAUAGCGUUUUUAUCUCUAAUCUGCAGCAGGAAAUUGAAAGGCAGACAAGGCGUCGCUCGUCCCGCAAGCGAAGGUCGGAUAGUCAAUACGACUACGAGAUCUACCACUCUUUGGAAGAGAUCCAGAGUUGGAUGUUUGAGAUGAACAUAACUCACCCUGACCUGCUCAACAUGUUCUCCAUUGGGAAGUCGUACGAAGGGCGACCCCUUUACGUCCUUCAGCUUGGAAGGAGAAGUCGGCCGCAGAAAAAAGCCGUUUGGAUCGACUGUGGGGUUCACGCCAGAGAAUGGAUAGGACCCACUUUCUGUCAGUGGUUCGUCAAAGAGGCGCUGAAUUCAUACCGGUAUGACUCAGCAAUGAGACGAUUGCUCAACCAGCUUAAUUUCUACAUCAUGCCCGUCUUCAAUGUGGAUGGAUAUCACUUCAGCUGGACUAAGGAUCGCUUCUGGAGGAAGACGCGGUCCAAAAAUCGCAAGUUCCACUGUCGAGGCGUGGAUGCAAACAGGAACUGGAAAGUCAAGUGGUGUGAAGAGGGGGCGUCGUCUCACCCUUGCGACGACACCUACUGCGGACCCUACCCCGAAUCCGAGCCCGAAGUACGGGCUGUUGUCAAGUUCUUGCGCAAGCACAAGAAGCGCGUCAAGGCCUACAUUUCUGUACAUGCAUAUGCCCAAAUGCUCCUCUACCCGUAUUCGUACAAGUACGCUGCCAUCCCCAACUUUAACUGCGUGGAGUCUGCAGCUCACAAUGCAGUGACAGCACUGUACUCGGCCUACGGAGUCAAGUACAGAUAUGGACCUGCUUCCACGACCCUAUAUGUUAGCUCGGGCAGCUCCAUGGACUGGGCCUACAGGAACGGGAUCCCAUACGCGUUUGCCUUUGAGCUGCGGGACACGGGCUACUUUGGCUUCCUGCUGCCAGAGACCCUCAUCAACCCCACGUGUACCGAAACCACUCGGGCGGUGAAGGCCAUUGCAUCGGGCCUGCUCAAAAAGUGCCACACGGACGCGGAGGCCUUCCCGUACAUAUAAAUGCACUCACCAUGUGUUUUUUAGACCAUGAUAAUAUACAACAUAAGGACCAUAAGGUGCCAUUGAAGCACUUGUCUUUCAUCAUCUAGCAGCACUUUUUGGUAAGGAUUCAACAUUCAAGUGACCUGCUUAGAACUUGAUGUGUAUGUUAUGAUUGCCUUCAUUACUGCAACAUUGUCUGGGUAUCUCAUUUGCUAUAGCCAAGGCGUCAUUAGUAAGGGUAGUCGUACCUUGUCAUUUAUUACUCAGGUAUGGAUCAGGUACUCAUAUGUUGAACUUGAUAUUUUAACUGUGUGUAUAUGUGUGAUUAUGUACUGGAAUAAAUUAGUUUUAACAGACUGAUUUUUUGAUAAAUAAAACAGAACACAAAAUGUAGUUAUACAGGGAGGGUAUGCUUUUUAACGUUGUCAUACUGUAUUGAAAAAUAAGAGGUAAAAAAAAGAAAAUAUUGUACUGCUUAAAUAAACAAUAAUAAUAAAUAU